CCCGGAUGACAUAAAUGAGGAAAGCAGGAUUCUGUAAACAGACGCAUGGAUAUUUAUGGUGCAAUGUAACAGAAGACGUUUGACGGAUAUCUAAACAAUUACACAUUUAUCAUCUUUGACUCCAAACCUAACUAAGAAAUAUACUGAGCAAUGGCAUUGGAGAAGUUUGUGUCCAAGACUCUGGAGCUUCUACAGGAAGAGCGGGAUGCUGAAAUAGAGGAAACGAAGAUAUGGCAGGAGAACAUUUCCCCGAGGGAUCUUCAGAAUAAAGGAGUUUGCCUGCUAAAGCUACAGAUAGGUAGUCAGUCCACGGGCCUGUAUGGUCGCACCGUCGUCGUUUUGGAGCCCAGAAAGCAUCUUGGUUUUUCAUCGCUUCCGAGCAACAGCUUUGGGCCAGGCGAUAUUGUUGGCUUGUACGACACUGCCGGAUGCAGUGCGCUCUCACAGAUAUGCACAGGGAUAGUAACAAGGAUCAGCCAAGCUUCUGUCAGUGUGGCCUUUGACGACCUGAAGGAUGGAGCCAGUCUUGACUCAGAUGGUAUUUACAAUCUGUUGAAGCUGGCCAAUGAUGUUACUUACAAACGGAUGAAACGGGCCUUGAAUGCAUUAAAUGGAUACAGAAACGGACCAGCCGCCAGUUUGAUAUAUGUUCUCUUUGGAGACACGCAGCCCUCUUCUUACUCACAAUUAAAUGAGUUUGAGUUCUUUAAUUCAGAAUUGGACGAUUCCCAAAGAGAAGCUGUAUCCUUCGCUCUUGCACAGAGAGAGCUGGCUGUGAUUCAUGGACCUCCAGGCACUGGAAAAACUACCACAGUGGUGGAGUUUAUCCUGCAAGCUGUGAAACAAGGCCAGAAGGUCCUCUGCUGUGCCCCCUCAAACGUUGCUGUCGAUAAUUUAGUAGAAAGGCUAGCUCGCUGUAAAGCCAAGGUCCUGAGACUGGGUCACCCUGCCAGACUGCUGGAAUCUAUCCAGAAACACUCGUUGGACGCUGUCCUCGCUCAUAGCGACAACGCAAACAUCAUCGCUGACAUCCGGAAAGAUAUCGACAAAGCAAUAGUGGGGAUGAAGAACAAAAGUGAAAAAGGAGAGCGAGGAAACUUUAAACGUGAAAUAGGGGAGCUGAGAAAAGAGCUAAAAAACAGGGAGACAGCAGCCAUCGCUCAGAUCCUGAAGAGUGCUGAUGUUGUGUUGUCCACCAACACUGGUGCCUGUGAUGAUGGUCCUCUGAAGUUCCUGCCAGAAGAGCAUUUUGAUUGGGUGGUGAUUGAUGAGUGCGCUCAGGCCCUGGAGAGCAGCUGCUGGAUCGCUUUACUCAGAGCACGCAAGUGCAUCCUGGCUGGAGACUACAAGCAGUUACCCCCAACCAUCAAAUCACAAAGGGCAGCAGCCAAAGGCCUGUCUCUGAGUCUCAUGGAAAGACUUAUUCAGAUGUACGGGGACUCAGUGGUCCGUAUGUUAACAGUUCAGUACCGCAUGAACAGUGCUAUCAUGGAAUGGGCCUCCAAGGAGAUGUACCAUGGAAGAUUAACUGCUCACACCUCAGUGGAGGGACAUUUAUUGAAAGAUCUACCGAGCGUUGCCUGCAUCGAAGAGACGAGCACUCCACUUCUUCUGAUUGACACCGCAGGGUGUGGUCUUAGUGAAAUGGAGAUCGCAGACGAGCAGUCCAAAGGCAACCAGGGUGAGGUCGACAUUGUUGGACUGCACAUAAAGAGUUUGACUGAAGCUGGACUUAAAGCUAAAGAUAUUGCCGUUAUUGCUCCGUAUAAUCUACAAGUUGAUCUUCUGCGUCAGAAACUUUCUGCACGGCACCCAGAGCUGGAAAUAAAAUCUGUGGACGGAUUUCAGGGCCGAGAGAAAGAAGCUGUUGUACUGUCGUUAGUUCGCUCCAACAGAAAAGGUGAAGUGGGUUUUCUUGCAGAGGACAGACGAAUAAAUGUUGCCAUUACACGCGCCAGACGCCACAUUGCAGUAGUGUGCGACACGCAGACAGUUCGGAAUCACGCUUUCCUUAAAUCUCUUGUCGAUCACAUGACUGAGUUCGGUGUGGUCAGAACUGCAUUUGAGUACCUACAAGACAUAGUGCCGCAGAACUAUACCCGCGACCCGAAAGACACAAAGACCGCCACUUCCUCCACAUCGAGAAAACAGAAGAGCCAAGAUCAGGCUUCAAUUAAAGCAAAGCAAGGCCAGAAAACGACCAGCAGCACUAAGGACAAAACAGCUGGUUCACAGAAUCACACAAAGUCCCACACAUCAGCACAGAAAGAUCAAAAUGAUGGCAAGAGCAGAUAUGCUGAGAUCAGAGCCCAGGUGGAGAAUUUUAUGAAGGACGAAAGUAUGAAGAAUUUUCAUUUUCCAUCAUCAUUCAACUCCCACGAUCGCCUGCUGGUCCACCAGAUCGCUGAGGAGCUGGGCCUUGUUCAUGAGAGCAGAGGAGAGGGCGGCGACAGGUGCAUCACUGUCUCCCGGCCGGUGAAAUCCGAACCCGCAGAGGAGCCAGCGCAGGAGAAGACCCAAGAGGAAGAAACUGCUCCUGCUCCUGCUCUGCAGAGUGAGCGAUCAUCUGAACCUUUAUUAGAUCUUAAAACAUUACAUUUGGAGAGGAUGAAGAGGGAGCAGCAGAAAAGGGAAGAAAACAUCCAGCAAAAAAAGCAACAGAACAACAGUCCUGCAGCUCAGGGAACAAAAAAAUCUAAAGGAAAGAGCAAAACAAAGGCAGGUGCCUGUGACAUCGCUGCUGCCGCCGCUCCAGAUGAUGACUUUGAUGCUCUCAUCAGCGCUGUUGUGAAGGCGGACAGUGUUUGCAGUUUUGUCAAAUGUAAAACAUCUGUGUUAACACUCGGCCAGCUUUGCUUGUUCUGCAACAGGCAGUACUGUCUCAGUCAUCACAUACCAGAGGUUCACGGGUGUGGAGAUAAAGCAAAGUCUCACGCUCGGAUGAGAAUAAGCAAAGAGGGAAUCCUUUAUGCUGGGAGUGGGAAGAAAGACAAAUCUUUGGACCCUAACAAGAAAGCGUAUCUGCAAAGAAAACUGGACUCUAAGCUGAAAGAUAUGGCAUCACAAAGAAAACAGAAGAACAAGGAGGACACUUAAUGUCAUAAAAUCAGCUUGGUAGUUUAUUGAAUUUGAAGACUUGGUUCUGACUAAAUAAAAUAGCUCAAAUAUUCAA
Girardinichthys multiradiatus is the source of this 3172-nucleotide messenger RNA. It is a transcript of the gene ighmbp2, whose product is annotated as immunoglobulin mu DNA binding protein 2. Bases 151 to 3096 code for a protein of 981 amino acids. The record is from RefSeq and is a predicted model, not a curated record. Gene Ontology annotation, molecular function: ATP hydrolysis activity; zinc ion binding; RNA binding. The transcript is spliced from 16 exons. Lineage: Eukaryota; Metazoa; Chordata; Actinopteri; Cyprinodontiformes; Goodeidae.